This is a messenger RNA of Acomys russatus (golden spiny mouse), 1277 nucleotides long. RefSeq names its product pre-mRNA processing factor 18 (gene Prpf18). The transcript is spliced from 12 exons. The record is from RefSeq and is a predicted model, not a curated record. Bases 68 to 1123 code for a protein of 351 amino acids. Gene Ontology annotation, cellular component: U5 snRNP; U2-type post-spliceosomal complex; U4/U6 x U5 tri-snRNP complex. NCBI's taxonomy places the organism in Eukaryota, Metazoa, Chordata, Mammalia, Rodentia, Muridae. Gene Ontology annotation, biological process: RNA splicing; generation of catalytic spliceosome for second transesterification step.
ACUUGGGCUCCCGGUGGGUUCGUCCCGCCUGGCGGGGUGAGGUUACCGCCGAGACACUGCCGGCGACAUGGACAUCCUGAAGUCAGAGAUUCUGCGGAAGCGGCAGCUGGUGGAGGACAGGAACCUGCUGGUGGAAAAUAAAAAAUACUUCAAGCGGAGUGAACUUGCAAAAAAAGAAGAGGAAGCAUAUUUUGAAAGAUGCGGCUACAAGCCUAUAAAUGAGAAGCCUUCUGGAGAGAUACAGCCAACAGAGGAUGACCAGAAGCCACUAACAUCCUCAAAUCCAGUGUUGGAACUUGAACUAGCAGAGGAAAAACUACCGAUGACUCUGUCUAGGCAAGAGGUCAUCAGAAGACUGAGGGAGAGAGGAGAACCAAUUAGACUGUUUGGAGAAACUGACUACGAUGCAUUCCAACGUCUAAGAAAAAUAGAGAUUCUUACACCAGAAGUUAACAAGGGCUUAAGGAAUGAUCUGAAAGCAGCUUUGGACAAGAUUGACCAGCAGUACUUGAAUGAAAUUGUGGGUGGCCAGGAGCCUGGAGAGGAAGACACACAGAAUGACCUGAAGGUUCAUGAGGAAAACACCACCAUUGAGGAGUUAGAGGCACUGGGGGAGUCCUUAGGGAAGGGUGACGACCAUAAGGACAUGGACAUCAUCACCAAGUUCCUGAAGUUUCUUCUUGGCGUUUGGGCUAAAGAAUUGAAUGCCAGAGAGGAUUACGUGAAACGGAGUGUGCAGGGCAAACUGAACAGUGCUACCCAGAAACAGACGGAGUCCUACCUCAGACCGCUCUUCAGGAAGCUCCGGAAAAGGAAUCUUCCUGCUGAUAUUAAGGAAUCAAUAACAGAUAUUAUUAAGUUCAUGUUACAGAGAGAGUAUGUGAAGGCGAACGAUGCUUACCUUCAGAUGGCCAUUGGAAAUGCCCCCUGGCCUAUUGGCGUCACUAUGGUUGGCAUCCAUGCCAGAACUGGCAGGGAAAAGAUUUUUUCAAAGCAUGUUGCACAUGUUUUAAAUGAUGAAACCCAACGGAAAUACAUCCAGGGGUUGAAGAGAUUAAUGACAAUUUGCCAGAAGCACUUUCCUACAGAUCCAUCCAAAUGUGUGGAGUACAAUGCGCUAUGAGAUCUGUGUACAGUGUGUACGUAACAGGAGGACUCUGCACCAGCAUGUGGCCCUCUGGCCUUACCGCAGCAGCGAAGGAAGAGCUCCACAGGAGAUUCCACCUGGCCUGACACGGCUCUUGCUGAUUUUAAGAACUAUGUUGACUUUCACAUGG